Messenger RNA from Leptonychotes weddellii (Weddell seal), 3542 nucleotides. Lineage: Eukaryota; Metazoa; Chordata; Mammalia; Carnivora; Phocidae. The record is from RefSeq and is a predicted model, not a curated record.
GAGCCUAAGGAGACAUGAUGACUGUGUAUAAUGGAUCUUAGAUGGGACCCUGGGACAGAAAAAGGACACGAAGGGACAACUGAGGAAAUCUCAGUACAAUGUGGUUGACCAGAUUGAUACCCUGACCUCCGACCUGCAGCUGGAGGAUGAGAUGACCGACAGCUCCAAAACGGACACCCUGAAUAGUAGCUCCAGCGGCACAACGGCCUCCAGCAUCGAGAAGAUCAAAGUGCAGGCCCACGCACCCCUCAUCAAGCCCCCCGCACACCCGUCUGCUAUCCUCACCGUCCUGAGAAAGCCAAACCCUCCGCCGCCUCCCCCGCGGUUGACCCCUGUGAAGUGUGAAGACCCCCGGAGAGGGGCGCCGACGGUCAAUCCCGUGAAGACGAAUGGCACCCUCCUGCGAAACGGAGGCUUCCCUGGGGCACCCAACAAAAUUCCAAAUGGAGACCUCUGCUGCAUCCCCGCCAGUACCUUGGACAAGGCUCCCGGGCGGCCUCUGAAGCACAGACCUGAAAAAGACAGGUGCCCCCAGGCAGGGCCUCGGGAACGAGUUCGGUUUAAUGAAAAAGUGCAGUACCAUGGCUACUGUCCCGACUGUGACACCCGGUAUAACAUAAAAAACAGGGAGGUCCAUUUACACGGCGAACCUGUCCACCCACCGGAAAAGCUUCCUCACCCAGGCCCCCCCCUCCCUCCUCCACCCCACCUCCCUCCUUUUCCACUGGAAAACGGGGGCCUGGGAAUAAGCCACAGUCACAGUUUCCCCCCUCUCAGACCUGCAACUGUGCCUCCUCCCACUGCACCAAAACCACAGAAGACAAUCUUGAGGAAAUCAACCACAACAGUGCGAUGUAUGCCAUUUCCAAAACCUUUUUGUUUUGUUGUUUUUUUAUUUUAAUUUCUAUACUAUAAACAUAAAAUAAUAAGUAAUGAGCACUUUCUACUCAAGCAAUAAAAAGCCCAAAUAUAUUAAUCCUGCAUUCAGCAAAGUGGCAUAAAAACCACCUGGUAAGUAUGCAGUAUGUUGUUUAUAUCCCGGGUAUACGGUGUUUAAACGGUUGCAUCGUCGGAAACCACAGAACCAUGAAAAAGCUGCGCUUAUUGUUUCUUUCAACCGACCUAUGAUAAACGGUGACCUGUAGAUUUCAAAUGGUUUGAUUUACUCUCAGAGAUGGGAUUAGUUUCAUUUUAUUCAUGCCUAACUCAUCUAUGCAUUAAUAACAUGUCAUCCUCCUACCUUUGACCAGAUGCUUUUUAGGAAGAAAUUUUAAUACCGAAGGACUAUUUUAUUAUUUUUUCUAAAGAUGUUUGUCACUAGUUUUACAUUGUGAAAUGCUGAGAACAAUACCAAAAAGUUUUAUUUUCUAUACUAUACAAUUAUGAUUAUACGUUCCGCUGUAUCUGUAAUGAAAGAUUUUUGUCUGUGGAAAUAUCAUAUGUCAAUAAACAACAGUACCUAAUGGCAAAAGCACACGUUCCUCAGAGCAAAAACAAAGCAGUGGUUCAUUGAAUCCUGUGUUGAUAUUCAUCAAAAUGGGUAGCUACUCUGAAAGAGUUUGGAAAAGGUUACAGUGAGGAUAGGGCAGCAUUUUCUAGAUUAAGUAUCAUUAUCAGGUCAUAAGUAGUACUUGCACAUCUUCAUAUUAUGUCUUGUGGUACCCCUAAGACCGCAUGUUGAAGGUCUCAUUGACCCAAUACAUGGCCAAGCCCUUUAGAUCCUCCUCACACACAGCAUCCCUCCCGGACACACCAUAAACCAGGACACUGAAGCAGUGGGAUGAUUUGCCUCCUUCACCAGCAAGUUCUCUGCCUCCCCAAGGGAAUUCCUAUUUAUAAGAGAAUCAUAGCGGAAAAUAAAGAUGCUUCUGGAAUAGGAUGUUUUUAGUAUCAGCCUUAAUGCUCUUUUCCCUCAGAGUUGAAAUAUGCCAGUGGUCUUUGUUAUUUUAUAGAAGGAAGAGAAGAAAUCCUUUCCUCCUGACAUCUUACAAAGGUCCUUCUCUUAAGGCUAACUUGCCAGCUUAUGUCACUUACCCACCCAUGGAUCAAGUUCACUUCCCAACUACUGUGAUUUGGACUGAGUGGAUAUUUUGCUCUGGAACUGGAAAUGAGUUCAUCUGUCCUAGAAUCAUGAUGACAGGUGCAUACCUGAACAAAAGUUGUCCUUUAAGUGGCAAGAGGAGAGGGAAUUAUCUGUGGUGAAAAUUGGUUAUAAUAGCAGCUUAAUAAAAAAAUACUAUAAUUUUUUGAGCUAUUUGGCUUUUGAUCUCAAAACUUUAAUUUUUGUUGCUACAGGGAGGUAGUCAUUUCUCUGUUGCCUUUUUCAAGCCAUAUGAUGGUAACCUGGAAUACUGUUUUCCAACAACUUCCUAUUAAAAGAUGAUAACAUACAGAAUGACAGAAAGAAAAUAGGCAUGACUUUUUGAAAGAACAAUUAAAUGAGUGAAAAAAUAGAGGAUGUCAUGUUACAAAUUUACUCAGCAUGAUUUUCGUUCCUGUGUGUGUUGGCCAUGAAGAUAAUGCAAGCACAGUAAAUCCCCCCCCUUUUUUUUUUCCCAGAAAGUUACAGAACGUAAGACCAAUAAUAAAGAAAAGCCAUAAUCUAAAAUAUAUUAAUCAUGUGAUAAGUAUGUUUAAUAAAUCUGACCCAAGUAAACACAAAAUUGACUUCCCAAAUACAAAACUAAUAUAUUCUUAACUUUUUCAUGCCUUCAUUUAGACUUGAUAUAAACAAACCCAAGCUUUCAUCAUUUUCUAGAUUUUAGUAAUUACUUUCUUUCAAAUGUGCAGCCAGUGUUAGACCAUAUGGUAUUAUAAACAGUCUUUGAAGACACACAGCUUUCUCCCUUCAGCUCAUCUUCCCUUUGCAGCCAGUUACCAUGACCUAAUAAUUAGCUUCUCAUUUGAAAUUUUGACUCCUGUCAAUGUCUGGGAGCCAGUCUGGAUCUCAAGGUAAGAGCUUCCUAGCAACCACAAAUCACUCACAGAGCAGGUAACUGCAAGGAAGUGGGUUGAAUAAGCUGACUAAUUCAAGCUGAUGGAAGAAGGACAUUGAGCCAGGUCCUUGGCCACAACCUAAGGGGCUCAAACUCAUCUCUCUUUCUCGAAGUAGAGACAAAGGUACCCCGUGAACAACCGUCUUUUUAAGUGUGAUUGUUGACUUGCCAAGAUGGCAAUACCAGUUCUCAUUCAACACAUUUACAAGCAACCUUUGGCCUAGAAGACCAAGUUAAAGCCCAGCCUGAAAGAGUUAAGAGGUAUUGAACUUUUCUUAUUACAGUUUAUUAAAUCAGGAUUAAAUGUUAGAUUAUAUCAGUGUUGGGACUUUCUUUUGAGUAUGUUUUUUUCUUACGUUAUUUCAUUUUUUUCUUCCAUUAAGGUUUGGAAUAUAUUGGGCCAAUAGGGCUUGUUUUGCUUUGUUUUGUUUUUCCCCAAUGGAUCACUUGGAAACAUUCCCCAGAACUUAUGUCUUUAAAUAGAUAUAAACUUGUAAAACAGGGAAAGCAACUAACACAUCAUAAUAAACUUAAAAAGUGUCGUAA